Molecule: messenger RNA, 3826 nt
Organism: Neoarius graeffei (lesser salmon catfish)
Lineage: Eukaryota; Metazoa; Chordata; Actinopteri; Siluriformes; Ariidae
Gene: mapk3
Product: mitogen-activated protein kinase 3
Exons: 9
Coding region: 249-1430 (393 amino acids)
Biological process (GO): intracellular signal transduction; protein phosphorylation
Cellular component (GO): cytoplasm; nucleus
Molecular function (GO): MAP kinase activity; ATP binding
Source: RefSeq, a predicted model, not a curated record
CCCGAAGAGUACUUCACGACGCGCGCCCCCGCGUUUGCGUGUUCAGACUCGCGUGCACGCGUUAUCCAAUGUAGUACAGGAGGAAAAAUCCGCGUUCACGUAAACAUAUACACUGAUCGAAGCCAGGUGGACGUGGUAUUGGUUUCUUUUCGACCGUCAUUUCAAGUGCGACGUUCAAACAAGCCGUGAUCGUUCACGGAAAUCGGUAGAAGGCCCCCCCCUCCCUCCUUCCACGACCGAGCGGAACGAUGGCGGAGUCGGGCGACACCGCAGAGGCGGUAACAGGAGCCGCGGGCUCGGAGGGCAGCGCCGCCGAUACUGGCGGAACAGCCGCGCCUGAUGGAGCCACUGGAGCCGCGGGACCCAAACCCGGCCUGGAGUCGGUGAAAGGACAAAAUUUCGACGUGGGCCCGCGUUACACCGAUCUCCUAUACAUCGGGGAGGGGGCCUAUGGGAUGGUCUGCUCUGCUUUUGACCAUGUGAACAAGCUCAGAGUGGCCAUUAAGAAGAUCAGCCCAUUUGAGCACCAGACAUACUGCCAGCGCACGCUGCGAGAGAUCAAGAUCCUGCUGCGCUUCCGCCACGAGAACAUCAUCGGCAUCAACGACGUCCUGAGAGCGCGCAACAUUGACUACAUGCGUGAUGUCUACAUCGUCCAGGACCUGAUGGAGACGGACCUGUACAAGUUGCUGAAGACCCAACAGCUCAGCAACGAUCACAUCUGCUACUUUCUGUACCAGAUCCUGCGUGGGCUGAAGUACAUUCACUCUGCCAAUGUCCUCCACAGAGACCUGAAGCCCUCCAACCUGCUCAUCAACACCACCUGUGACCUCAAGAUCUGUGACUUUGGGUUGGCACGGAUAGCUGACCCAGACCAUGACCACACUGGAUUCCUCACAGAGUACGUGGCCACUCGCUGGUACCGUGCUCCCGAGAUCAUGCUCAAUUCUAAGGGCUACACAAAGUCCAUCGAUAUUUGGUCAGUGGGUUGCAUCCUGGCUGAGAUGUUGUCCAAUCGGCCCAUUUUCCCAGGGAAGCACUAUCUAGACCAACUCAAUCAUAUACUUGGCAUCCUGGGCUCGCCUACUCAUGAGGAUCUAAGCUGUAUAAUCAACAUGAAAGCCAGGAGCUACCUGCAGUCUCUCCCACAUAAGCCCAAAAUUGCCUGGAACAAGCUCUUUAUCAAGGCGGAUAGCAAAGCUCUGGAUUUGUUGGACCGCAUGUUGACCUUUAACCCCAUGAAGCGUAUAACGGUGGAAGAAGCACUGGCACACCCUUACCUGGAGCAGUACUAUGACCCCACUGAUGAGCCAGUGGCUGAGGAGCCCUUCACCUUUAACAUGGAGCUAGAUGAUCUUCCUAAAGAGAAGCUGAAGGAACUCAUCUUUGAAGAGACCGCACGAUUCCAGGCAAACUACCAAGGUUCCUGAGGGAAGCAAGCACCCAAGGAGAGCUCAAGCCACACUAAGGCUAAGAACAAGAUUACUCCAAACAAGCUACAAAAGAUGUACACACAUGCACGCGCGCGCACACACGGUAUCCAAAAAAAAAAAAAGAGGAAAAAAAACGUACAUGGAAAACUUGAGCUUUUCUUUUCUUUCUCGCCUGGAGGCUCUGUUUGGGUUUCUAAACUGCUAUCUUAACACCAUCAAAUGGGGGCAGCUGUAUCCACCAUGCCACUCCAUGCUGCACACAGCCCCUACUCUUACUCUUCAUGCUUAUCUCCACACAAUUUUUUUUUUUUCUUCCUUGCACUCUCUCAUCUUGUCACUUUUGGCCUGUUAGUGGCCCUUUUUUUUUUUUUUAAAUGAUGGAGAAAGAAUAGGGAGGGAGAGAAUAAGCAAGCAUGUCGUUACUGUGGGCUCCAGCUGGGUGUGUGUAUAUGUAAUUUUGACUUUUUUUUUUCCUUCAUUCUGAGUAUUGUAUGUCCAAGAUCGAUUUGUGCACUGUAAUUUGAACGUUAUGAUCCUUUGCAAAAUGUGUUUUGUAUGUGGAGAGGGAGUUUGAGCAUUUGUUAGGUUUUUUUUUUUUUUCCCUUUUUAGGUUGGUUUUCCUUGUGAGCUUUUUCAGCUCCGGAGUGUGAAAGCCAAUGCUGGUGAUUCCAAAAAUAUACAGGAUGAUGUAUAAAACUGAAUCUUGCUUUACUUACUGUACCAUAUCCAAUUCCAUUGAUGGGUUUUCUUGAAACGCUCUCGCCAGUGCUCUUGGAAAAUGAAGCCAUCAGUAUCCUUGAUCUGAAAUCUCAUCCCCACACCCUUUUCUUUUUCUCGUUGUCUAUCUCUCUGCUCUUAAUUAGUUCAUUUUUGCCACUGCACUCACUUUUUUUUUUUUUUAAACACCUUGACUGUUCAUUUCCUCGAUGUUGAUUAGAUUUUUCUCCCAGUUGUUGCUCUUACUUUUACAAUAGCAGUCAUCGAUGGCUGACUUUAAGAUGACUCUUCUCCCCUCCCCCUCUACCCAUUAGUAUAUUUUAUCGUAGAUUUUAACCGCUGAUCCCUUGACACCGCUUUCCUCCAGCAUUACUUCACAUUCUUUCUCCUCACGUUGCCAGUUGAGGAGGCCUAGCCAAGCCGAACGCUUUCAGAGCCAUAGCACACACUCCUUCCCCCCCCCCGGUGAUGUCACAAAUUCUUCAAAAAGGGCUUUUUUUCCACGGGGCUUGCUGACCUCAAUGCCUCUCUCGCCUGUGAUUGGCUGACCUUGUGAUAAUGUAGUCUGUGACUGGCUGACUUUGCAUGCACCGAAUGGCAGGUAGUGUUUCUGAAUUUCCUGCUCGUUUGAAGAAGUGUUAUUGCCUCGUUUGUUUCCUGCAACUGACUAAACGCCUGUAACGAUGUAGAUAUAUGCUUUUCGUCAAGUCACUGAUGAGGAAAGCUAGCUCUCGGUGGGGGAAAUUGAGAAAUUUUUAAAUAGUGGGGGGGGGUUGUUUGUCUUUGAAUAAAUGCCGGGCCUGAUUUCUACACUGAUGUUCAUGGUUCUGUUGAUUUUAUUACUGUGUGGGGAGGACAAAAGUGCACUCUAUAUAGCACGUUUCAUACAUCAGUCGAAUGACGUUCUUCAAUCUGUGCACCUGCACUUUGUCUCAUUACCAAAAGCUUUUGCUUCUUCCCCCCUCCAGUGCAGUUCUGGUCUGUCCUCUUUGUAGAAACUUUUUUCUUCUCUGGCACUUGGCUUUUUCUCUUGCUUUGCUGGUGCAUUGUGGGACAGGAAGGCACAGAUGCUGUGUCUGCAUGUCUGUCUGUUUCAGCUCUGAGCUGCUUUUUGCUCCGCGUUCUCUCGCUGCAAGUGACUCCACAUCGCUCACUGAGCCGAGGAGAACAAAUAAUUACCAAGGAAAAAUUUAUGCCGCGUUGUUUGUUAUUGAUGUAUCGCUUAUCUACAAAUGGGACCAUAGGGACUGAACAAUCACACAGCACACACCUACAGAUAUCCAUCACUGACACACAGUAUGAGUUGAGACCUACAAAUGAGGCAGAUUUAAUAAUGUCCUUUUAAUGGCUGUUCUUAUUAUUGCUGUUAUAUUGAGUCUUUUUAAGAACUGAAAGGGAUGUAAAACUUGUCUUUUUUUUUUUUUUUUUUUUCUUUUGCGUGUGUGUGUGAGAGAGAGAGAAUUAAUUGGGUGUGUCGUCAGUCUGUCGGAAAUCUAUUUUUCCCCUGAAUCUUUUAAGGAUUUAUUUUAAAAGAUGAUUUAAAACUGAGUAGAUUGUCAAGAAAUAUGAACCAUGGAUGGUUUGUGUAUGUACAUGCUUAUGGGUAUUAUGAAUUAAACAAUUAACAAAGAAACAGACUUCUAUACAUAUAUUAAAUAAAAUUCCUGAUACUGUAA